CUGCCCACUGCAGAGAUGGUGCAAGUGACUCCCUUCCUCCUGCUGCUCUGCCUGGCUCUGGUGGCUCCUGGCCUCUCUUCCACAAAGUGUGUGCUGACUGGGAAAUGGAUCAACGACCUGGGCUCCAACAUGGUCAUUGAGGCUGUGAACAAGGAUGGCAGUUUUAAAGGUACCUACAACACUUCGGUGUCAGACAGCCCACAUGAGAUCAAGAAGUCACCGCUACUGGGAUACCAGCAGGACACAAGCCAGAACGACCAGACCAUCUUUGGCUUCACUGUCAACUGGACCUUUUCAGACUCUAUCACUGUCUUCACUGGACAAUGCCUUGUGGAUAAGAACGGAAAGGAGGUUUUGAAGACCGUUUGGCUGCUGAGGUCACAUGUGGACACCAUCAAAGACGACUGGAAAGCCACUAAGGUUGGCACCAACGUCUUCAAGCGAAUCGAGGAUCAGAAGGAGUGA
Pogoniulus pusillus (Red-fronted tinkerbird) is the source of this 465-nucleotide messenger RNA. Its product is annotated as avidin-like. The transcript is spliced from 4 exons. Gene Ontology annotation, molecular function: biotin binding. The record is from RefSeq and is a predicted model, not a curated record. NCBI's taxonomy places the organism in Eukaryota, Metazoa, Chordata, Aves, Piciformes, Lybiidae. Bases 16 to 465 code for a protein of 149 amino acids.